Molecule: messenger RNA, 504 nt
Organism: Candidula unifasciata
Lineage: Eukaryota; Metazoa; Mollusca; Gastropoda; Stylommatophora; Geomitridae
Source: the annotation of a GenBank genome assembly
AUGGGAUGUUUUAAGUCAAAGCCCGCGAAAUCCGCAAAGGGAGAAACGUCCAUAAAAGAUUUCCGCAACCAGACGUUAAAGGCGCACAAUGAGAGACGGAAAAAACAUGGUGUCCCGGCGCUUAAGCUCAGCUCAGACUUAAACAACUACGCCCAGCAAUGGGCGGACAACCUGGCCAAGACUGGCAACAUCAAGCACUCCGACUGCACCCUGAAGGGCGCCAAGAUUGGAGAGAACAUUGCCUCCAAGUGGAGCAGUGAUGGGGCAGUUUACACAGGUGAAGAAGUGACAGAACAGUGGUACAGAGAGAUCUCUAAACACAACUACUCAGCCGAGUCCUCCACUGGAUCAGGUCACUUCACCCAGGUAGUCUGGAAGGAAUCCAAGCAGCUCGGAGUGGGUAGAGCUAAGGAUAGCACCGGAAAGUUGAUCGUUGUGGCCAGCUAUCGUCCUCCGGGGAAUGUCAUUGGCACCUUCACUAAAAAUGUCUUCCCGCCAAAAUAA